This is a messenger RNA of Manihot esculenta (cassava), 694 nucleotides long. RefSeq lists its product as uncharacterized. NCBI's taxonomy places the organism in Eukaryota, Viridiplantae, Streptophyta, Magnoliopsida, Malpighiales, Euphorbiaceae. The transcript has 2 exons. The coding region runs from base 171 to 620 and encodes 149 amino acids. The record is from RefSeq and is a predicted model, not a curated record.
CCUGGCUUGUAUAUUCUCUAUAACGUAUUAUGUUUACACUUUAUCUGGACAACAAAUUCGAAAGCCUCUUCGAGUCUCUGACUCACCCUUUUGCCUUCCUAUAUCUUAUACUUUGAACCUUGAAAUAGGGAGAGGACACGCCCUUCAACGAAAGCUUACAGCAACAUAUCAUGGCUAUUACAAGCAGUUGCUGCCUCAGUCUCCCCCCUCCAAUUCCAACCUCUCGUCCUUCAACCCUUCAGGCUUCUUCCAAUUCAAAGAAUUCUCAAGGUUCAUGGUUGAAGAACGACAAGUGGAGAAGCCAAUGUUUACUGGGCAUGGCAUGCAUCAUAAUUGGGCUUGAGAUGGAUUUGGCCAGCCAUGAAAAUCUUGCGGCGGCCGAAGAUUUGCAAUUUUCACUUGGGGAAUCUAAGGAGAAAACCAAGAGAUACAGAUGGAGUGACAAAAGAAUGUGUCCUCCAUGGCGUCUUAAUGCACUAGAGACCAUUGUGCCUGAGAACCUACCAAGGCCAUCAGCUCGACGGAGAUGGGAGGCGAUUGAUUAUUCAAAGAUUGUUCCAGCUCCGGCUCCGGCAAUUAAAGUGAUAAUCAGAAGCAGCAAGAAUUGCUUUACUAUGUAAAAACAUAGAGUUGCUUGCAAAUCAUGUCGAUAAUCAAUAAAAAUAAAAGAAAAAGCAUCAGUUAUUGUUACCCA